Messenger RNA from Dracunculus medinensis (Guinea worm), 897 nucleotides. NCBI's taxonomy places the organism in Eukaryota, Metazoa, Nematoda, Chromadorea, Rhabditida, Dracunculidae. The record is from the annotation of a GenBank genome assembly.
AUGCAACAAACCACGAAAUUAGGAGCUUCGCUAAUCAUACUUUUGAUCGUCAAUGGUAUUCGUUUAUAUCAAUAUGUCACUGAACCACACACUGUUUCCUCUGUUUCAAAUGAUAUCAAAACAAAAUUAUCAUCAAGAGCUAUUGAACAGAAUGCAAUUAUAAUGGGUUUCAAUACGGACCUGCCUAAGUUCAGAUCGUUUAUUCCAAUCAAAGCAAAUGUGAAACAUGACUUAGGAGGAUACUAUCAAGGUGAUGGUUCUAUAACAAUCGCGUUAAUUGGUAACAGCUAUGCUCGAAGUAUUAUGUAUGUGCUUAAAUUAAUAUUAGGUAAAUCAUUCAACAAAAUACGAGCAUUUUCAAAUUUUUAUUGCAACAUGACAUUGCAUGCUGACGAUAUGGAUUGCAACGAUUAUGUAAGGAAUAUGAUCCUGGAAUUAAAUGAGCUAAGGCCAGACAUAAUUUUCAUUGAAAUUGUAAAUGCAGAUGUGUUGCAAACGCUUAUCGAUAUGUUGAUAACGAUUACAAAACGAAUUAUCAUUGAAUAUCCGAUUGCAAACAGGAAAUAUGGAACAUUCAAUAUAACAUCACGAAUAAUGCGCAGUCUGAUCAAACAUGAACCUUUAGAAAGCAUGGAUAUUGAAUACUUAGAUUAUUAUUCCUAUUAUAAAUAUGCAAUAUCAAUAUUUGAUAGCGUUCGAUGUUAUAAAUGCGAUCGGAUAUAUCUUUAUAAACUGUUUUGUAAUAGCAAGAUAUGUCGUACGUAUGAUCGCAAGACUUUGACAUCAUAUUUCGAUGCUAAUAUUCACUUACAUCGAUAUACGUUGAACGCUUUACAAAAUUUUUAUAGAAAAGUUUUGAAUGAAUUAUAUGCGAAAGGUUAUAUAAGUCACUUUUAG